AACAGCUUCGGGCCCUCACCCCUUCUCUGUUGCUUGGGCUUCCAGUCUCUGAGGACACCUGCUCCCCUAUCCCCACUGCCCCUGCCAUUGUCCCAAACCUGAGGGACCCAGAGAGGCCCCUGUCCAGAGGCACUGGGCCAGUUCUCUGUUUGGGGAGCGGGGGGAGGGUCCUUUAUUAUUUAUUUUUAAAUAAUCUCUACACUGAAUGUGGGGUUGGAACUCACAACCCCGAGAUCAAGAGUCGCAUGCUCCACCGACUGAGCCAGCCACGCACCCCUUUUGGGGUCUUUAGAGUUACCUUGCUUGCUGCCCCCACAGCCAGGCUUUCAGCCUUGACUGACGUUUGCCUCCCUGGGAGGCCUGGGCCACCUCGCUCAUCCUGUCUUUUGACGUGAUUGCUUUCCCUCGGGGGGGGCUACGCUGUUGAGCUCUGGGGGGGAAUUGUGGCCCCCUGAGCUUCACUGAAGUCCUCUCAAAGGCCUGAGGGGCCCUCCAGGGCAGGCUGUGUCUUCUUUAGGCCUUGGCUUCCUCCUGGCCAUGCCCAGCCCUGGUUAGGAAGCAGGAUGAAGCAGCCUUAAGGAGCUGGCUGCAGGCCCCCGGAGACUGAUUGGACUCUGGGAGUGGGCCAGAGUCAGGACGCUUUGCACUCAUGGGUCUGGGUCCCUAAAAUGGGGGUAGCAACGAUAAGAGUCACCUCACGGUCUUAGGGGAUGUCCGGGGUCCUUGAGGGUGGGAUGGAGAAGAUGGGCCUCCUUUUCUGACCUGCCACAAGUCUCAGGGCCUUUCUACAGGAGCUCCCCUGUCUAGGGCAUGGGUGAGCUGUUUGCAGGUUUGGGGGAGGGGGCUUGGGCAGCUCCCCAUCUCCUCCCAAGAAACCCCUUCUCCUGAGAAAUUCCCAGGAACGCCCCUCACGGGCUCUACUCGUGGCAGCCCCAGCCUGAUGGGGUCUGCCCCACUGGGCAGCCUGGCCGCCUGGCCGCCCCCACAGACCUGUCUCUACCCAUGGGCUCCUUUUUUCUUUUUUUUAAGAUCUUAUUUUAUUUAUUUGACAGAGAGAGACAGUGAGAGAGGGAACACAAGCAGGGGGAGUGGUUGAGGGAGAAGCAGGCUUCCGCAGAGCAGGGAGCCCGAUGCGGGGCUUGAUCCCGGGACCCUGGGAUCAUGACCCGAGCCGAAGGCAGUCGCUUAACGACUGAGCCACCCAGGUACCCCGCCCCCCCAUGGGCUCUCUUACAGGCAGACGGACCAUGGCAGAGUUCUCCCAGAAGCGGGGGAAGCAGCGUGAUGAGGUGCUGGGCGGCACUGUGGACUUCCUCCUGGCCAAUGCCCGCCUCGUGCUGGGCGUGGGCGGGGCCGCCGUGCUGGGGAUUGCUACCCUGGCUGUGAAGCGGCUCAUCGACAGGGCCACCAGCCCUCGAGAUGAGGAUGAUGCCAAGGGGGACAGCACAUGCCUGGAGGAGAGCUGGAAGGAACUGAGUCUCCUCAAGGCCACGCCACGUCAACAGCCCCGGACCCCACCUGCUGCGCUCAGCCAGCCCCUGUCACUCCCCGGCCCCUCGCCGGCUUCCCCAGAGGGACCCACAGACACCGGUCCUCAGAUGUCGCCACCACCUAGCUCCCCGUCACCGCUGUGCCUGACGUUCCAGGAGAAGCUGCUGGCGUUCGAGCAGGACCAUGUGACCAUCCCGGCGGCCCAGGUGGCUCUGGCCAAGCAGCUGGCCGCUGACAUCGCCCUCCAGCUGCAGGCCUACUUGCGGAACAAGUUCCCGGAACUGCCCUUCGGGGCGCUGGUGCCCAGCGGGCCGCUCUACGACGGGCUGCAGGCGGGGGCGGCCGACCAUGUGCGCCUGCUCGUUCCCCUGGCGCUCGAGGGGGGCCUGUGGGACCUGGUGCCCGGGCUGGACACUGUGGCCAGGGACCCUCGCUGCUGGGCCGUGCGCAGGACUCAGCUGGAGUUCCGUCCCCGCGGGAGCAGCCCCUGGGACCGCUUCCUGGUGGGUGGCUACCUGUCUCCGCGCGUCCCGCUGGAGCUGCUCCGCAAGGCCCUGGCCUCCUCCGUCAACUGGCCGGCCAUCGGCGGCCUCCUCGGGUGCCUGAUCCGGCCCAGCGUGGCCUCAGAGGAGCCGCUGCUCGAGGUGCAGCACGAGUGCCUGGAGCUCACGGUCGUGGUGCUGCUGGCCGUCACGGGCGCCGCCGCCGAAGAUCCCGUCCUCCUGGCGUGGCCCCUGGAGGGCCUGGCCGGGAGCCUGUGGCUGCAGGACUGGUACCCCGCGGAGGCCGCCAGGCUGCGGGCCCUGGAUGCGCGCGACGCUGGGGCCCGCCGGCGGCUGCUGCGGCUGCUGUGCGGGGUGUGCCGCAGCCACCCGGCCCUGGCGCGGCUGGACCGGUGCCACCUGAGCCAGGUGGUGCUGCGCCUGGGGGAGGCCGAGGCCGACUGGGCUGAGGCGGCCCUGGGGCAGCGCUUCCUGCAGGCCCUGGAGGCGCUCGUCCACAGCCUGGAGCGGGCCAGCCUGCCCUGCCACUUCAACCCCGGCGUGAACCUCUUCGGCGGUCUGCGCGCGGAGGAGAUCGACGCGCUGGGCUUCGCGCUGUACCGCGGCCUGCGGGCCCCUGAGCGGCUGCUCUAGCUGGGAGGGGGCGGGGCGGCCGGCGCGGUUCUCACGCGGGGGAGCGGGGAGCGCCCCCCCCGCCCCCCGCCCCCUGGUCUUUGGAGAGCACUUUUUCUCUUGCUUUAGCCAGAAGGAAAGAGGGCGCUGCGCUCUGUAAGCCCACGGGGCUAGCAUGUACGUGGGCAGCUAUCACGGGAGCCCCCCCCCACCCCCAGGCCCGGACAGCUCGGAGCGCUGGCCACGCACAUGUGCCCCGGCCGCCCCCCGGACCCUGGGCUCGGGACAUCGUCACCUGCACUGACCGCGCUGACAGGACACGCCUGCUGCUGUCCUAGGCGGGGGAUAAAGGCAGCUCCGUUUUUCUGUCGAGAGGGGGCCAGAGUCACCCGCUACUCCCCGCACCCCCCUCCCCCCCCCAGGGAUUGCAGCUCUGGGGCGGACUUGAAGGCUGCAUCCCCCCGUGUCACCUGCGUGUCUAGUUGGCUUGUCAAGCUCUCCCCUCGAGCCUGGAGCAGGAGUUCAGUGUGACCUGCUGCCCACCUCAGACCUCAGAAGGCCCCUUUCUGUCCACCUGCGCCAUUUUCCCUUCGGGAUGCAGAGUCCCCUGCGCUGCCCACCUUGCCUGGAGCCAAGGAUGCCCCGCUAGCUGCUGCUGGGCCCGGAGAGCAGAGGCCGUUCCCCCCCCCACCCCCGGCCGGCAGAGCAGGCCUGGCCUCCACAGAGCCACUGUGAACUCCCCGCGGCCGCCUGAGUUCUCACUGAAGCCAGCCCCGGUGGGGAGGGGGUUCUGCCUCACCUCCCAGGCAUCCCUCCUGGCUUUGGUAUCUUUCUUGCUGAAGCAAAGCUGUGUGCCUCAAAGAACGUGAAUAAGAAUAAAAGGGAAAA
Zalophus californianus (California sea lion) is the source of this 3494-nucleotide messenger RNA. RefSeq names its product mitochondrial elongation factor 2 (gene MIEF2). Gene Ontology annotation, biological process: positive regulation of mitochondrial fission; mitochondrion organization. Gene Ontology annotation, cellular component: mitochondrial outer membrane. Bases 1221 to 2627 code for a protein of 468 amino acids. The transcript has 4 exons. Lineage: Eukaryota; Metazoa; Chordata; Mammalia; Carnivora; Otariidae. The record is from RefSeq and is a predicted model, not a curated record.